Messenger RNA from Exaiptasia diaphana, 1616 nucleotides. RefSeq names its product hypoxia-inducible factor 1-alpha inhibitor. Gene Ontology annotation, biological process: peptidyl-aspartic acid hydroxylation; negative regulation of Notch signaling pathway. Gene Ontology annotation, cellular component: nucleus; cytoplasm. Lineage: Eukaryota; Metazoa; Cnidaria; Anthozoa; Actiniaria; Aiptasiidae. Gene Ontology annotation, molecular function: ankyrin repeat binding; [protein]-asparagine 3-dioxygenase activity; peptidyl-histidine dioxygenase activity. The transcript has 6 exons. Bases 144 to 1178 code for a protein of 344 amino acids. The record is from RefSeq and is a predicted model, not a curated record.
CAAAAAAAUUAUGGCAGCAAUCACUUCAAGACAGACAAAAUGAAAAAAAAAUCUUGAUUGUAUCGGCGGUAAUGAUAUUUGGGUUCACUGUUUCAAGUUUGUUUACUAACAUCUGCUGUUCACAAGAACUGCAGGGUCAUUAGAUGAAGAUGGCGGCUUCCGCGAAAGAGAAAUUCACACAACUGGACGGUCAUCAGGUUAAAAAUUACAGUUUUCCUUUAGACAGAAUACCGCGUCUGCAUUACGAAGACCCCAAAGCGUAUGCACUAAUAAAAAACGAGAAACCAGUCAUCCUUACAGACUCCAAUAUUGUAAGAACAGCUUUGAAAUGGGAUCUCGAUUACUUAAAGGAGAACAUGGAAAAAGGGGAAUUCUCAGUCUAUGCUUCAAACACAUGGAAAUUCAUGUAUUUUGAUGAAAAAAGAGCCCAGGGCUGGCCAAACUUUUCUCCACCCACUACGAGAUUAACUAUGAAAUUUGAUGACUUCUACAAGCAAGUUAAAAGUUUUAAUGCAGACUCAAUCAAAUCAAAUUCCCCUAAAAUUUACCUCCAGCAAAUGCUAAAUGAUCAAGUUGGGAAAAACAUAGUCAUGGAUUUUCUUGGCUUCAAAUGGGAGUGGUUGAACACAAUGAAAAAAGAAAUGGGAUGGGGACCAUUGACGUCCAAUCUUUUGCUGAUUGGACUCCCUGGCAACAUAACUCCAGUUCACUAUGAUGAGCAACAAAAUUUCUUCUGUCAAGUGACAGGUUAUAAGAGAGUUAUUCUUUGUCAUCCAGAGAUGUUUAAGUGUUUAUAUCCAUAUCCAGUUCAUCAUCCUUGUGACAGACAGAGUCAAGUUGAUUUUGACAACCCAGAUUAUGAUAAAUUCCCUGAAUUCAAGAAUCUCAGUGGUUCUGAAGCAAUUGUUGGUCCAGGAGAUGUGCUGUAUAUUCCUAUGUAUUGGUGGCACUACAUUGAAUCAACAAAGGAUAGUGACAUUACAACAUCAGUAAACUUUUGGUACAAGGCAGGACAAACACCUGACAAAAUCUCCUACCCUUUGUCAGCACAACAGAAGAUGGCUAUUAUGAGAAAUAUAGAAAGAAUGCUUGGUGAGGCUUUGGGAAAUCAUACAGAGGUUGGCCCAUUGUUAAAUACCAUCAUAAAAGGACGAUAUGACGAACAAAGUGACAAUUAAACUCCUUUAACAAGACACAAAACAGUGGAAAUUUUGAAAACAGCUGUUAAUAUUGAUCUGUCUUGAAUGUCUGAAAUUUAAGGUACUCACAAACUUUUUCUCAACAAUUUAUUUGCACUUACAAUUUCCGGACAGACUGAAAAAAAAAUUAAUACUUCUAUUGAUAUGGCACAAUGUAUCAGGCACAAAGUGACACUUGAAAUAAUGUGUGCGCCAUGGCAUGCCGUUCUACUAUCUACAGCCAGAAAAACCAGUCGGUUUAUAACUGGCCUGAAAUUGCGCACAAAUUUGAUUUUUACAUGGGCAAGAUUUUUAUUGUACUAGAUUUUAUAAAAAUAUUGAUAAAAAUAUAGAUAGUCGCAAUGAUAUUUUAUAAUAAGGGAAUUGAAAUGUCGAUGAUUUGCCUUAGAUUAUCGAGAAUAAAAAAUUGAUAAGCAA